AUGGGGUAUAGAGAUAAUAUUGUUGGAAAAAGUGAAUAAACGAACGCCAAAAAAAUUGAUCAUUUUAAAAAAAUCUGGACACCAGGUAAGUGAUAAGUGUAAACCAAUGUAUAAUAAUAAAAUACAAAAUUAAUUUUAUUGUUUACAUCUUAAUUUAUAAAUUAAAGUAAUUUCAAGAAUAUAAUGUAUAUCAUCAAUUUUGAAGUAAAUUAAAAUGUAUUUUAAUUUAUAUAUAUAUUAUUUAUUUUAACUUAUUAUACAUGAUUAAAUAAUUAAAAUCCAGGAGUUAUAGGUACUAUAUUAAUUUACCUAUUCAUUAUUUUAUUCUUUCAGGUCCUGAUUUCGAAUUUCCAGCAACUAAAUUUGGUAAGAAUUGUCUUAAUUUAAAAUUUCAAUUUUCUUGGCUAUAUAAAAGGAAAUGGCUUGCUUAUAGUAGUAUUGAUAAUGGUGCUUACUGUAAAUAUUGUGUGUUUUAUGCUAAUAAUGAAGCCGGUUCAUGUAAUCAAGCUCUUGGACAGCUAUGUUUUAAACCUUUUCAAGCUUGGAAAAAAGCGCAUGAUAAAUUUAAUAAGCAUGAAAGUAGUAAUUAUCACAAGCAAAGCAUUCUUGAAUAUCAGUCAUAUUAUUCAAUAGCUUCAGAUAAAACUUUGCCUAUAAAUCUUCAAUUAGAUAUAAAUAAAGAAAAACAAAGAACUAAUAACCGUAAAAUUAUUAUUCCAGUUAUUGAGACUAUCAUUGUCUGUGAGCGACAAGGAAUUGCAUUACGGGGCCAUAAGGAUUUUGGUCCAUUAAAUUUAGAAGAACCAAUUGAAGAUGAUGGAAACUUCCGGACUUUUCUAAAACAAUAUCUCAAAGUUACUGUUGAUGCUGGUAACGAUUCAUACUUAUUGGCUAGAGAAAACUGUGGUAGGAAUGUUCAAUAUACCAGUUCUCAAAUUCAAAAUGAAAUAGUAGAAUCUUGUUUUGAAAUAAUAUUAUCAAAAAUAGUAAAUAAAAUAAAUAAAAAUUGUUAUUUUUCUAUAUUGGCUGACAAAACAUCUGAUAUUUCAGAAACUGAACAAUUUUCUCUUUGUGCUAGAUAUUAUGAUUUGGAAGAUAAAAAAAUCCACGAGACAUUUUUAAAAUUUGUUCCUGUUACUGACCUGAGUGGCCGAAGUUUAGCACAAACAAUUAUUGAUGAACUUACACAAUUAAAAAUGAAUUUUAAAUAUCUUAGAGGUCAAGGAUACGAUGGGGCUGCAGCUAUGAGUGGCAAAUUCAAUGGCGUUCAAGCUUUUAUUAGGGAGUCAUAUUAUAGUGCAAUAUAUGUUCAUUGUAGUGCACAUAACUUAAACCUAUCUAUAUCAUAUGCUUGUAGUGUUCCCAGUAUCAGAAAUGCUAUGAGGACAAUAGAAAGCAUUUAUGCAUUUCUCAAUACUCCAAAGGGACAAUUUGAGUUUACAAAACAUUUAAAUAAAUUUAAGGAAGAUACUUCUUUUUCAAGUCAAAAAGAAAAAUUAAAAAGACUAUGUCCUACUCGAUGGACUGAAAGACACAAUUCAAUAGAUGUAUUUUAUGAUUUUCAACCCGUAAUUAUAUCUUGUUUUGAAGAAAUGAUACUAUAUUCAAAUACUGAAACAUCAUCAAAAGCAGCUCAGUUACUUUCAGCUAUUCAAACAUCGGAAUUCAAUGUAAGUCUUAUUAUUAUUUAUAAAAUAUUUCAAUAUACAAAAAAUCUUUGCACAUAUUUACAAAAACAAAACAUAGAUUUAUUUCAAGCUUUAAAUCAUGUAGAUAUAAUAAUUUCUCAACUCCAAAGUAUAAGAAGUAAUUGUGAUGUAGAAUUUCAUAAGUAUUUUGAAGAAUUAACAGAAAGAUCAAAGAAAANAUCAAACUAUCAUACAGAUAAUCCUGAAAAAUAUUUUAAAAUAAGUGUAUUCCUUCCAUUUCUGGACAAUUUAGUGUAAUAAUUAAAUGACCGAUUUAUAAACCACAAAACUAUUAUAGCUGGCUUUUAUUUUCUCAUUUCUAAUAAAAAUUAUAAUCAACAAGCUAUCAAAGAUUUAAGUGAGUUUUAUUCUGAUGAUAUUGUUCAAGAAGUUAUUGAAACAGAGGUAAAGUUAUGGCAUACACAUUUGGAAAAACUAAGCAUAAAAAGUGUUCUUGACGCUCUUGAUAACUGCAAUAAAGACCUAUUUCCAAAUGUUUUUAAACUCCUACAAAUAUUUGCAACAUUGCCUGUCACAUCAUGUGAACCUGAAAGAAGGUUUUCUACAUUAAAACGAAUAAAAACUAAUCUUAGAAAUUCUAUUGGCUAG
Messenger RNA from Cinara cedri, 2297 nucleotides. Lineage: Eukaryota; Metazoa; Arthropoda; Insecta; Hemiptera; Aphididae. The record is from the annotation of a GenBank genome assembly.